AUGUUAACUUUCAAUAAGUCGGUAGUCUCGUGUGCUGCAAUCAUUUACGCUCUGUUGCUAGUGGUUCUCCCACUAACAGCACAGCAGUUUGUCAAGGCAGAGUCGAAUGAAAAUUACGGAACCGUGAUUGGUAUCGAUCUUGGUACCACAUAUUCAUGCGUUGGUGUUAUGAAGGCUGGAAGAGUUGAAAUCAUUCCUAAUGACCAAGGUAAUAGAAUAACACCAUCUUAUGUGGCAUUUACCGAAGAAGAGAGGUUGGUGGGUGAUGCCGCCAAGAAUCAAAUUGCGUCAAACCCGACCAAUACUAUUUUUGACAUCAAAAGAUUAAUAGGGCACCGGUUUGAUGACAAAGUAAUUCAGAAAGAAAUCAAACAUUUGCCAUACAAGGUUAAGGAUCAAGAUGGUAGACCUGUUGUGGAGGCAAAGGUUAACGGGGAACUCAAGACCUUCACAGCGGAAGAAAUUUCUGCCAUGAUUUUGGGCAAAAUGAAACAGAUUGCAGAAGACUACUUAGGAAAGAAAGUGACCCACGCAGUCGUUACUGUCCCAGCCUAUUUCAAUGAUGCGCAAAGACAAGCAACCAAGGAUGCUGGAACGAUUGCUGGUUUGGAGGUACUGAGAAUUGUUAACGAGCCAACCGCAGCAGCUAUUGCAUAUGGUUUGGAUAAGACGGACGAGGAAAAACAUAUCAUAGUUUAUGAUUUGGGUGGAGGUACUUUUGAUGUUUCUCUUCUCACCAUCGCUGGAGGAGCAUUUGAAGUCUUGGCUACUGCGGGUGAUACUCAUUUGGGUGGAGAGGACUUCGACUAUAGAGUUGUUAGACAUUUCAUCAAAGUUUUCAAGAAGAAGCAUGGAAUCGAUAUUAGUGACAACUCAAAAGCAUUAGCAAAAUUAAAGAGAGAGGUUGAAAAAGCGAAGAGAACACUGUCCUCUCAAAUGUCGACUCGCAUAGAGAUUGACUCUUUCGUCGACGGAAUUGAUUUUUCGGAAUCUCUAUCAAGAGCAAAGUUUGAGGAGCUGAAUAUGGAUUUGUUCAAAAAAACUUUGAAACCAGUGCAGCAGGUUCUUGAUGACGCUAAAAUGAAGCCAGAUGAAAUAGAUGAUGUGGUGUUCGUCGGUGGAUCUACUCGAAUUCCAAAAGUUCAAGAGCUAAUCGAGAAUUUUUUCAAUGGCAAAAAGAUUUCUAAAGGCAUCAAUCCAGAUGAGGCUGUGGCCUUCGGUGCUGCUGUUCAGGGAGGUGUGCUUUCAGGUGAGGAGGGAGUGGAAGACAUAGUGUUGAUUGAUGUCAACCCACUCACUCUGGGUAUUGAGACCUCCGGAGGGGUCAUGACCACAUUGAUCAAACGGAACACUCCUAUUCCUACCCAAAAGUCCCAAAUAUUUUCCACGGCGGCUGAUAACCAGCCGGUUGUUUUGAUCCAAGUCUAUGAAGGUGAAAGAGCGAUGGCCAAAGACAAUAAUCUGUUAGGAAAGUUUGAAUUAACAGGUAUACCACCUGCACCAAGAGGCGUCCCUCAAAUCGAGGUUACGUUUACUCUUGACUCUAACGGUAUUUUGAAAGUUUCUGCGACCGAUAAGGGAACAGGAAAGUCCAAUUCUAUUACAAUUACCAAUGAUAAGGGUCGCCUUUCGAAGGAGGAAAUCGAAAAGAAAAUCGAGGAAGCUGAGAAGUUUGCGCAACAAGACAAGGAGCUGAGGGAGAAGGUUGAAAGCAGAAACACACUUGAAAACUACGCCCAUUCCCUUAAAAAUCAAGUCAAUGAUGAGAAUGGUUUUGGGGCAAAGCUUCAAGAAGAUGAUAAAGAAACUCUUUUGGAUGCUAUCAACGAGGCUUUGGAGUUUUUGGAAGACAACUUUGAUACAGCAACUAAAGAUGAAUUCGAUGAACAGAAGGAAAAGCUGAGUAAGGUUGCAUACCCUAUCACCUCUAAAUUGUAUGACGCGCCUCCAACGGGUGACGAAGAAGAUGAGGAUGAUUGGGAUCACGACGAACUGUGA
This is a messenger RNA of Ogataea parapolymorpha DL-1, 1998 nucleotides long. Its product is annotated as glucose-regulated protein precursor. The record is from RefSeq and is a predicted model, not a curated record. Lineage: Eukaryota; Fungi; Ascomycota; Pichiomycetes; Pichiales; Pichiaceae. Bases 1 to 1998 code for a protein of 665 amino acids. Gene Ontology annotation, molecular function: misfolded protein binding; ATP-dependent protein folding chaperone; ATP binding. Gene Ontology annotation, cellular component: endoplasmic reticulum lumen; cytoplasm; membrane. Gene Ontology annotation, biological process: cellular response to unfolded protein; protein refolding; endoplasmic reticulum unfolded protein response. The transcript has a single exon.